Molecule: messenger RNA, 992 nt
Organism: Brassica napus (rape)
Lineage: Eukaryota; Viridiplantae; Streptophyta; Magnoliopsida; Brassicales; Brassicaceae
Product: ubiquitin-conjugating enzyme E2-17 kDa
Exons: 5
Coding region: 339-698 (119 amino acids)
Biological process (GO): protein polyubiquitination
Cellular component (GO): nucleus
Molecular function (GO): ubiquitin conjugating enzyme activity
Source: RefSeq, a predicted model, not a curated record
UGACCGCUCGAAUGAAGAGAAGAAUCUAUUUAAAGCGUAUCGACUGCAACCCUUCAACUUCGACACAACCUAAAAACCCUUUGAGAUUUCCGAAGAUCGAUUCAAAACCCUAAGAAAGCAGUUAGGACUGUCCAAGCUAUAGCCUCGAAAAGGAUUAACAAGGAGCUUAGGGACCUGCAAAGGGAUCCUCCUGUCUCAUGCAGUGCCGGUGAACUAUCUUUUAUGGACUUUAAAACACCACCUUUAACUUAAAAGUUGGGAUCUUUUUCUACUUACUAAGACGCACCUAGAGAGACUCAAUAGCUGCUUUUAGCAAACUCGGUCCUGUGGGAGAUGAUAUGUUCCAUUGGCAAGCAACUAUCAUGGGUCCAUCCGAUAGCCCGUUCGCCGGAGGUGUGUUUCUUGUUUCCAUUCACUUCCCGCCAGAUUACCCCUUCAAGCCACCAAAGGUUUCUUUCCGCACAAAGGUUUAUCACCCGAAUAUCAACAGCAAUGGCAGCAUCUGUCUUGACAUUCUGAAAGAGCAGUGGAGCCCUGCGCUUACCGUAUCCAAGGUUCUUCUGUCGAUCUGCUCAUUACUGACAGAUCCAAACCCUGAUGAUCCUCUGGUUCCAGAAAUAGCUCACAUGUACAAGACAGACCGAGUCAAGUACGAGACCACUGCCCGUUCCUGGACCCAGAAGUAUGCAAUGGGAUGAGCGGGGAUUGGCAAUAAUUAUCUGCACAAGUGCAUUGCACAUUGUCUAAGAAGAGGAGAAAUAAGAAAGGAAAAAAAAAACACUAGAGUGUGGCUUUUGCUUUAUUACUUUUAUUAUCUUAAGCCGUGUGUUGGGGUGUACAUGAGCUUUUUUUUACUAUGUCUAGUUGAGAUAUUGCAAUGCUUUGAGUGAAUAAAUUGGCUAUUAUAUAUGAUUAAGAUGUGUCAGACUCUUGCUAAUGUGUAUGAAGAACAUACAAACUUCUCAAAUAAUAUUCAUUGCUUGGUGGGUUAA